AUGCUGUCCGCCAGAUCCAUCUUGACAAGGGCCGCACGAUCCAGUAACGUAAAAUAUUUUUUUCAUAUCCGAGAAUUUUUUUAUAAAUUUGUGAGAGAUAUCAAGUUUCCGAGGCUUGAAAUUUAGAAAUUCCGUAUGUUAUGUUCAUCUAAUCAUUUAUGUAUUUUUAUAAUUAAGAUCCAAUUUUUUUGAAAAGAUGCGAUGGUUCAAAAAAAAUAUAAUGUAUAAUUACUUUCACUUUGAAAAUAAUAAAUCAUAAAAAAAGUUCGAGGCGCACACCUUAAUAUUGUUAUUUUUAUUCGAAUUAGAAAGCAACUCGAAGCCGAGAAAACUUCAAUUCAUCGUCCUUUUUUUCUUUUUUUAAACAUUUCAUUCAAUAAGAUUGAAUCAAAAAGAAGUUACGUUUUUCAUACUUUCUAGAAAUCUAUCCUCAUUUUUUGUUCAAAAUUAGGAUUUCCACGAGAGCAUUCUCCAAAUCAGCCACGAGAAACUAAUAUACGAGUUUGAAAUGUAUAUUUUCGCCUAGAACUUGAGUUUCAGAGCUCCCGCUUGAGCAGCACCUUGGUCAUUGCCGAGCACGACGAUGCCAACUUGGCGCCGAUCACUUUAAAUGCCAUCACGGCUGCAGGAAAGGUUUAAAUAUCAUAAGAACGUGGACUAUUCAUAUAGAAACUUCUAGAUUUAACUAAUUGAUUUUUGAGAAAGGUUAAGAAAAAAACAAAAAAAUAAUUUGACAAUAUUUUUGAUUUCAGCUUGGAUCAGACGUUUCUGUUCUUGUUACUGGCGCGAAUUCGAAAAAAGUAGCUGAACAGGUCGCCAAAGUCGCCGGUGUCAAACGGGUUCUCGUCGCUCAAGAUGACAAGCUCAAGAAUAAUUUGCCAGGUGGGGAAAUGGGAAAAUUGAUUCAAGUCAACGGAAAAUUAGAGAAUGAAGGAGUCAAGGUGGUAUCAAAUUCAUUAAAAACGAUGAAGUGUUGUUAAACGAGACAAAAAUAGUUGUAAAUUACCGGAAUCACUUCUGAUUUCGAAAUAGUAGUGAAGAAUGGAUAGAACCCCAAAAAAUAAAUUUUCAUAACAUGCCCAAGAAAAAAUCCCGUUUUAGAAAAAAAUUCAUUGAAAUUCAAUUGAAAAUUGUUCAAAUCUGUGACGUAUUUACUAAAUUUUCAUCUUUUUCUACAAAAGAAUAAUUUUUUUUUAUUAAUUUUGUCCCGUACAGUUUAUUCCAGACCAUAAAAAGCAAAUUUUUAAAAUACGACAUGCCGCGGCAAAUUUCAAGAUAAGUUAUAGGUUAGUAGUAAUUUUAAAUGCUUUUUAUAUCACUCGAAAUAAUAUUUACUCUUUUAAAAGUUAUAAUCUGAAUUAUCUAGCCUUCGAAUCGCUAAAUCGGAAAAUUAUAGGAUUAUAUUAUGAUUUUUUUCAGAAACCUUAGUAAGGGAGAAAUGUUUAUUAAAAAUUUUUUUCAAAUUUAAUUAUUAAACACUUUUUGAAAGAUGUCUCAAUAAAAUCAUAAAAGUAUGCGAAUUUAAUAUUAUCAUUUUUGGAACUUCAGAACGAGUCGCGCCAGUAGUGUUGGCCUCGCAGAAACAGUUCAACUUUUCCGCGAUUACCGCGGGUGCAUCGGCGUUCAGUCGCGGAUUGAUCCCCCGGGUCGCCGCCAAGCUCAACUCUUCCCCUAUCAGUGAUGUUACUCAGGUGAACGUUUUUCAUAACAGUUUCAGAGUGAUAAUAUUCAGAAAAUUUAGUUUUUCUGUGAAAAAAAAGUCAUAUUCUCAUCAAUUUCUAUAAUAUUUCACAGAUCCACUCGGCCGACACGUUCUCCCGCGGAACCUAUGCGGGAAAUGCGAUCACCAAGGCAAACUAAAAAUGUUUUAUAAGUCAAAAAAGUUGGGUUUUAGGUGAAAAGCGAGGCGCCAGUUAAAAUGCUCACUUUCCGUGGAACGGCCUUCGAACCGGCCAAAGAAGGCGGCAGUGGCGCCGUUGAGAAUGGUUUAAAGAAGGACUCUCAAUGAAAAAAAAAUUAUAUAUAUAUUUAUGUAAUGAGCAAAAAAGUGCAUUGAAAAGUAGUAUGACGUUUUGAAGGCGUUCCCUGGUCUAAAUUUGGGAAGUCUUAUUCCAAAAAAGAUAAGUUCAAGUGGCUGAUUCAGGAAAGGAAAAUAUUUUAGGAAAGCAAAAUUUCUUCUCUUCAAUUUAUUGUCAUUGUUAAUAAUGAAACGGAAAUGAAUUCGUAGAUAAUCAUCGUAAUUACGUUUUUCAGCCCCGAGCGGUGAUAUCAAGACGGAACAGUCAGAGUUCCUCGGCCAGGAGCUCAGCAAAUCCGAGCGACCCGACCUCGCCACGGCGAAAAUUGUAAUUUCUGGCGGACGUGGGCUCAAGAGCGGCGAUAAUUUCAAGGUCUUAAACGUUCUGAGAAAAUUUUGGAGGACACAAUAUAAAAAUUAAAGGAACAAGAAGUAGAAGAACCAAAGUAAAGUUUAAAGAAAACGAAGGUUCAGGCAGUUCUUGCAAUAUUUAGAACGUGCAAAUGAUUCCUUCAGCUUUCAUUAGAACUUUAGAAAACUUUGAAGAUUGUAGUUUUAUUAAGAAAUUUUAACGAAAAUAUCGUUUCCAAAAAAUUUGAGAAAUUCGCAACUAAUCAACAAAUUAUUUGAUUUUGUACGUGAUUGCCGGCAAUUUCACUGUAACAGCAACGUAGACACGGAAAUUUCGCCGAUUUUCAGAGAAUUCAGCUAGAAGAAAGAAUAAUUCUUGUUUUAACAUGUUCCUGACAGCUCAUGAACUUUUUCCAGCUCAUCUACGACCUCGCCGACAAACUCGGAGCUGGAGUUGGAGCUUCUCGGGCGGCUGUCGAUGCCGGAUACGUGCCCAACGACAUGCAAGUCGGUCAGACCGGAAAGAUUGUUGCUCCGGUGAGUGGGAAAUUUAAUGCAAUCCAAUUUUUAUCAGAUGAAUAAUACAAAUUUCGUACGGUGUCUUUGAAAAAGUAGGAAAAAAACCCUGAAAGCUUAUAAAACAACUCAACUUGAAUUCGAAAUCAUUUUACGAAAAGUUUUAAAUUCAAUAAAAUAAGCUUGAUUUUAGGAGCUCUACAUUGCCGUCGGAAUUUCCGGCGCCAUCCAACAUUUGGCCGGUAUGAAGGACAGCAAAGUCAUCGUGGCGAUCAAUAAGGACCCUGAUGCGCCCAUUUUCCAGGUCAUUUUUUUGCUUCGCGAUCGAUCAGUUUUUAAAUUAUGUAGCUUCGUAUUCACUGAUUGAUUCUUCUGUCAUAUACGAGUUUUUAUUCAAAGUUGUUCAUUUUGCGGAAAUAACUACUGGUUAUCUAAGAGAAAAUGAAAUUAUUUCUCAAGUGAUGGCUCCUUCUCAAAUGUUCAACGUAGUGAAAAAAUACUUCAAGCUUCAUACAUCAAAUUCAGGUCGCCGAUUUCGGUCUGAAGGCUGAUUUGUUCAAAGCGGUCCCAGAACUCACAGCUGCUCUUCCUUGA
This is a messenger RNA of Caenorhabditis auriculariae, 3478 nucleotides long. NCBI's taxonomy places the organism in Eukaryota, Metazoa, Nematoda, Chromadorea, Rhabditida, Rhabditidae. The record is from the annotation of a GenBank genome assembly.